GAAGAGCUUUACCAGUGGAAUGCGUUAAGUACUGCGAAACGAGUCACAUACUGGGAUCCUAUCGUGGAGGGGAUGAAUAGCAUGCAGAAAACCUCGGAUGGUAGCAAGAAAAUAGAGAAAAAACCAACCGAUGGACGACCAGCUCGUCGCGGUGGCAAGAAACCACAGCGUGGGCCAAAUAAAUGGGCUAGACCAUCGAAGGAGGCAAAGGAAGCUGAGAUGGCGGAGAGACAUGAAGUAGUAGAAAAAUUGGAGAAAAUGCCAUAG
Strongylus vulgaris is the source of this 267-nucleotide messenger RNA. The record is from the annotation of a GenBank genome assembly. NCBI's taxonomy places the organism in Eukaryota, Metazoa, Nematoda, Chromadorea, Rhabditida, Strongylidae.